CCUUAAAAUAUAUUCUUUUAAAAACCUUUAGUUGUAAUAAUAAUGUCAACAGACAAAGAAACUAAAAUAGAAAUAUGCUGUUUGCUUGAGAAUUCAGAACGUUGUAAGCGUGUAUCAGGGAAUGCUAGCUUCAACUUUCGUGUUCAAAAACUUGUGGAACAAAGAAAGCUAAAGUUUUCACUUGACCAAAAUGCAAGACAUAGAUAUAUAUGCGAUUUUCACAAAAACAUUAUAAAGAAAGCAAGAAAUAAAAGAAAAAGAAAAGAUUCAGAUGAAGAAAAUGAAAGCCCAGAGGUUGAACUCAGCCAACUUCAAAUUGCAACAUUAAGACGUUAUAAAAGAUAUUAUCGAAUCCCAACUCGACCUGGUAUGAGCAAAUCUCAGCUUAUUGAGUCAAUCAGUAAACAUUUUAAAGGAAUUUCUGUUCCUGAAAAAGAAACAAUUACCUAUUUUAUUUAUAUGGUUAAGACACAGAGAAGUAAAUUUGAUCAACACCCAAUAGAUGCUGCUUAAGUAAGUUUACUGUAGACUGAGCUUUCCAAUUAAUUCAAGGCAUUGGAAAAGAACAAAAAUGAGAUAUCCCAUGAUGCUUGUGUUUUUUAGCAAAUACAUUGUUAACAUCACAGCAUACAAGAAAAUAAAUAAUUAAGAAUGAGAUAGUGUAACUCAAGUUUGGAAAAAUGGAAGUUGUUUUUAUGCUAAUUUUAUUCUAUUGGAAUAUUUCUAUGUUGAAGUUUUUGCAACGUUCAUAUAAUUGCUUCUGUAAUUAAAGUAUAAAGCUUUCAUGGAUACCAAAAUUGGUCAGUGGAAGUGUCGUUAAUUCACUGUGCGUAUAGAGACGAUUUUUUAUGAAUUUAUGCUUGCAAUAUUCGUAAUGUCUGGUUGUCAUGGGUUCAUGUCUGCAAUAACAGUUACGUUAUUGACCUUUUAAUAUAUGAAUUGUUUUUAAAAUCAGACUAAAAAAACUUGUAUAGAAUUAAGUUAACAAUGAAGUUUAAUGAGAUAAA
Molecule: messenger RNA, 1007 nt
Organism: Hydra vulgaris (swiftwater hydra)
Lineage: Eukaryota; Metazoa; Cnidaria; Hydrozoa; Anthoathecata; Hydridae
Product: histone deacetylase complex subunit SAP30L
Biological process (GO): regulation of DNA-templated transcription
Cellular component (GO): histone deacetylase complex
Molecular function (GO): transcription coregulator activity; protein binding
Source: RefSeq, a predicted model, not a curated record